AUGUGGCGGGGGGGUUUCUCGCGUGGAACUUUACAUGGUGAUGCGUUACGUGCCGAGUUAUUGGCCUUGGAGGAUGGUUUAACGUGUUGUUGGGAAGGUGGGUUUCGGAAGGUGAGGUGCGAAUGUGAUUGCCUAGGAGCUGCUAUGCUGUUUCAAGAGCGAUCCAUGGAUAGGGAUUACCUGCAUAAUCACUAUGAUGUGAUUCGUCGAAUUAAGCGCUUGCUAGCUAGGGACUGGGUUGUUUACGUGAGUCAUAUACCUCGAGAGAUAAAUUCAGUAGCACAUACGCUGGCUAAUUGGGGUGUACGGAACAUAGGUUCCAAUGUAUUUUGGAGGAGUCCUCCAGAGUUUGUCCUGUUACAGUUAGGGAAAGACUCUAUGUCUUGA
Cajanus cajan (pigeon pea) is the source of this 387-nucleotide messenger RNA. The record is from RefSeq and is a predicted model, not a curated record. Lineage: Eukaryota; Viridiplantae; Streptophyta; Magnoliopsida; Fabales; Fabaceae.